GACAAUUCAUAGGCCCCUUUUCCCUUUCUUGUUGUGAUGGUGGGGUUAGGUUUCUGGGUUCUUUCUGGGAUUGUUCGUCCUCCAACACCACUCAUAUAAAUCCCCCAGAUUUGUACACCACCCACAAAUCAUUUCUAUUUUCCAAAACUUGGGUUGAUCUUUUGUGUGAGAUUGGGUUAGUUUCUUGCAUUUCUGCGUAAAAUUCAGGCAAGAGAAGAGAGCAAUUUUGCUUAUUUGAAGACUGUGAACAAGAAGUGCUUGUAAAGAGACUCAGAGAAAAAUGGUGACUAGAACGGUGGAUCUCCGCUCGGACACAGUGACCAAACCGAGCGAAUCAAUGCGGGUUGCAAUGGCCAAAGCUGAAGUUGAUGAUGAUGUACUCGGCCAUGACCCGACGGCCUUUCGCCUCGAAACAGAGAUGGCAAGAAUCACGGGCAAGGAAGCCGCCCUAUUUGUCCCUUCAGGGACUAUGGGUAACCUUAUUAGUGUGCUUGUUCAUUGUGAUGUUAGGGGUAGUGAAGUCAUUCUUGGAGACAAUUCGCAUAUCCACAUAUAUGAGAAUGGAGGCAUUUCCACAAUUGGAGGUGUACAUCCAAGGACCGUGAAGAAUAACAAAGACGGGACAAUGGAUAUUGAUCUCAUUGAAGCUGCCAUCCGAGACCCUAGGAUGGCGAUUUGUUAUCCGAUUACUCGGCUUAUCUGCUUGGAAAAUACACAUGCUAACACUGGCGGUAGAUGCCUUCCAGUAGAGUAUAUAGACAAAGUUGGAGAGCUAGCAAAGAAGCAUGGGCUGAAACUUCACAUUGAUGGCGCUCGUAUAUUUAAUGCAUCUGUGGCACUUGGAGUUCCUGUUCACAGACUGGUGCAAGCUGCUGAUUCUGUUUCGGUAUGCCUGUCAAAAGGUCUGGGUGCUCCAGUUGGAACUGCCAUUGUUGGUUCAAAAGACUUCAUUGCACGGGCCAAGAGGCUUAGGAAGACCUUAGGUGGUGGGAUGAGACAAGUUGGUGUAUUGUGCGCUGCAGCUUUAGUUGCAUUGAAAGAGAACGUUGGAAAGCUUGAUGGUGAUCACAAAAAGGCCAAGACUUUAGCAGAAGGACUGAGUAAAAUCAAAGGACUAAAAGCUGAUGUCACUUCAGUCGAGACCAACAUAGUAUAUUUUGAUAUUUUAGAGGGCGCAAAUAUUACAACCCAAAAACUCCGCAAGAAUUUGGAAGAACACGGCAUACUUGUGAUGCCAGAGAGCUCAACCAGAGUUAGGCUUGUUGUUCACUACCAAAUUUCAGCAAGCGAUGUGCAAUACACCUUGUCAUGCAUUCAGCAAGCUGUAACUGGAGUCCCAGCUGAAAAUGGUGGCACUAAAAUAUUUCAGCAAGCUGUAACCGAAGUCCCUGCUGAAAAUGGUGGCAAGUGAGAUAAAUGACCGUUGCAUCAUUUCCAUUCAUAGUAAAGAUGUUCAAGCUUUAGUAUCGACAUUAAAAUCUUCCAUUCAUCUUGGAAGUGUUGCAUGUGACAUGUUAGGUUUAAACCUCAUCGAUCUUACUGUUCCUGUUUCCGAUUACUAUUCAAUUGUUCCUUUCUUCUUAGGGCUUUUUGUUGUUUCUUGUACCACCUAACGAAAGAAAGGUGAAAAGAUGCAGCGGUAACAUGUAUUCAGGAAUUAGUCGGGCAAAAUCCAUGACACCCUGCAUGAAAAAAGAAAAAGAAAAAAGGGCACAUUAGAUUUAACUUUUUACCCAAUGAAAAAA
Camellia sinensis is the source of this 1745-nucleotide messenger RNA. RefSeq names its product low-specificity L-threonine aldolase 1. Lineage: Eukaryota; Viridiplantae; Streptophyta; Magnoliopsida; Ericales; Theaceae. Gene Ontology annotation, cellular component: cytosol. Gene Ontology annotation, molecular function: L-allo-threonine aldolase activity. The record is from RefSeq and is a predicted model, not a curated record. Gene Ontology annotation, biological process: L-threonine catabolic process; glycine biosynthetic process.